AAACUUUUUUUUCCAUUUCUUGUCAUCUAAUUCGGAUUCUGUUUAUCAAUUUGUGUUUGUGUGUGUGUUCAGGUAUUCAAACAUUAUUGAAUUGAAGAAUUUCUUUUAUUCUGUGAAGAAAAAAACACAAUGAUUAAAGCCAUUUUAGUAUUCAAUAAUCAUGGAAAGCCACGUUUAACAAAAUUUUAUGAAUUUUAUCCCGAAGAUUUACAACAACAAAUUAUUAAAGAAACAUUUCAAUUAGUUUCAAAACGUGAUGAAAAUGUUUGUAAUUUUCUUGAAGGUGGCAGUUUAAUCGGUGGUUCAGAUUAUAAACUAAUCUAUCGUCAUUAUGCAACAUUAUAUUUUGUAUUCUGUGUUGAUUCAAGUGAAUCUGAAUUAGGAAUAUUGGAUUUGAUUCAAGUAUUUGUUGAAACAUUGGAUAAAUGUUUUGAAAAUGUUUGCGAAUUGGAUUUAAUAUUUCAUGUUGAUAAAGUACAUCAUAUUCUAAAUGAAUUAGUUAUGGGUGGUAUGGUAUUGGAAACAAGCAUGUCGGAAAUUAUUACCCGUAUUGAAGAACAAAAUUCAUUGGAAAAACAAGAGAUGGGAAUCAGUGCAGCACCAGCAAGAGCAGUAUCAGCUGUAAAAAAUAUGAAUCUUUCACAACAAUUUCGUGAUAUUAAAUUACCCGAUUUAUCAAAUAUUGGUUCAUUGAAAUUUUGAAAUUUUUUUGUUUUCUUUAAAAACG
Molecule: messenger RNA, 727 nt
Organism: Dermatophagoides pteronyssinus (European house dust mite)
Lineage: Eukaryota; Metazoa; Arthropoda; Arachnida; Sarcoptiformes; Pyroglyphidae
Gene: or
Product: AP-3 complex subunit sigma-2 or
Biological process (GO): Golgi to vacuole transport; intracellular protein transport
Cellular component (GO): AP-3 adaptor complex; membrane coat
Source: RefSeq, a predicted model, not a curated record